GCUUGCUCCAGCUUCUGCGCUUGUGUGUCCCGUCAACGUGUUUUACACCAGGAGCUUCAUCUACUAGCCGUUAUUUGGAAAAUGGCGAGCUGGUGUGUCCGGGCAGUGAGACAGAGCUACUCGCUCGUAGCUUCGCCUGCGUUAUUACGAGCGUCUCCACGACUCUUGUGUACAGCCACCCAGCAGAAGAAUGGCCACGGGUCAGAGGAGGAGGCUGAGAAGACGGAGAUCAGUGAAGCAGAAAAAGUCCUCGUGGAGCAGAAGUCUCAGGUGGAGGAGCAGCUCAAGGACAUGACGGAAAAGUACAAGCGGGCUUUAGCUGACACGGAAAACCUGCGGACACGGAGUCAGAGGAUGAUCGAGGAUGCUAAGUUAUACGGGAUCCAGGGAUUCUGCAAGGACCUGCUUGAAGUGGCAGACAUUUUGGAGAAGGCCACUGAGAGUGUGCCCAAGGAGGAGGUGACGAGCCAGAACCCGCACCUGAAGGACCUGUACGACGGCCUGGUGAUGACCAAGGGCCAGAUCCAGAAGGUGUUCACCAAGCACGGCCUGGUCAAGCUCAACCCUGAAGGCCUGAAGUUCGAUCCCUAUGAGCAUGAGGCCCUUUUCCACACUCCUGUGGAGGGCAAGGAGCCUGGCACUGUCGCCUUAGUGACCAAAGUAGGCUACAAGCUUCACGGACGCACCCUUAGACCAGCAUUGGUGGGUGUGGCUAAAUGAUGAUGAAACUGUAACAAAGUGGGAUUUAUUUUGUUGCCUGUGUGAUGGAAGACCUCGGGUACAGAAGACACUUUUUUUCCCCCACAAGCCCGUCUUCAAACUCUCCCUCCAUCCUGAGGUUCGUCAGAGAGACCGGAAUCUAGCAGAACUGAAGUUUGUGUCUGAACAGUCUUCAUUCUCUUUUACCAAAUACAUAACUUUUUUUUUUGGCAGGUUUCAGUUUUUUCAUCAGUCAUUUCAGACGUCACAGAUGGUUUAAAAUCAUGCACCAGGUCACAGGCAGAGGCUUAAUGUCUCCUCCCACUGCCACAAACUGGAAGAAAAUUCACUGGAAGAGAAACAAUUGAAUUAUUUUCACUGACAUAAAAAGUUAAGAUGAACUGUUGGUAUCAUUCCGGACUUUUGUUAAAAGCCCUAAUUAUCUCAAACUUGGCUCCUCAGUUGUUGUCAUGUUGAAUUUUUAAGUCAUUGUGUGGGGAAAAGAAACAGUUGAGAGAUUUUACUUUGUACUGAGGUGACUGCCUUUCAGAGUAAAAGCGUCUCGUCCAUGAUCAGGGUCUGUUCAGAAAACCUCAGUCGCUGUAAAUGUCUCCGUGUUGCUGGACACUGACUUGACAAUAGUUGUGUAUUUCACAGCAUCACAAUAAACUGAUCAUAUUUGAAA
This is a messenger RNA of Solea senegalensis (Senegalese sole), 1384 nucleotides long. RefSeq names its product GrpE-like 1, mitochondrial (gene grpel1). Lineage: Eukaryota; Metazoa; Chordata; Actinopteri; Pleuronectiformes; Soleidae. The transcript is spliced from 4 exons. Gene Ontology annotation, cellular component: PAM complex, Tim23 associated import motor. Gene Ontology annotation, molecular function: protein-folding chaperone binding; protein homodimerization activity; adenyl-nucleotide exchange factor activity. The record is from RefSeq and is a predicted model, not a curated record. Gene Ontology annotation, biological process: protein folding; protein import into mitochondrial matrix. The coding region runs from base 82 to 720 and encodes 212 amino acids.